UGUGUAGGCUGCUAGAGCUGUCUGAGCAGAGGGUGUGUAUUUUGGAGGGAGGGCUUACAGGCGUCUGUACAACUCCCGGCAGCAAGUUCUUCUCUUUCCAACCUGCACAGUUGUCUCUACACUUUGAGUUACCCAUGGCAGAUGGGCAUUUGUAUGAUUUGCAUGUAUCAAGUAAAGAAGAAACCUGGGAACAGCAACGAUGGAAAAAUGUGGACUGCGGGGGUGAACUGAACCAGGAUUGUCAGGCAGAACCGGAACAAGAUAAUCAAGAACAAUCAUCCCAUUUUGAUGUAUCUGUGUGGAAUUCUACCAGUGUGAGAAAUGGAAGAAAGGCCGAGCUGUUCCCAGAAUGGCAUUUACCUUUAACGGUAGCAUCGGUUCUGGCACUCAUCGUGUUUGUUUAUACUGUGGCCAGAGAAGUGCUGCAGCCGUUCUUUAUGAACAAUAAGAAUGAAUUCUAUAGAAUUCCAGUUCUUGUGGUCAACAAAGUUUUGCCUGUGAUCUCCAUCAUCCUUUUGUCCCUGGCGUACAUGCCUGGAAUCUUUGCUGCAUUUUUCCAGCUUUACAGAGGCACAAAAUACCAAAGGUUCCCAGCUUGGCUGAACACUUGGAUGCUUAGACGGAAGCAGUUUGGACUUCUGUGUUUUUUCUUUGCAGUAAUGCAUGCUCUCUUCAGUUUGUCCUACCCAAUGAGAAGGUCCUACAGAUACAAACUUCUGAACUGGGCUUAUCAACAGGUGAAACAGCAAAAGGAAAAUGCUUGGGUUGAGCACGAUGUUUGGAGAAUGGAAAUCUACGUGUGCCUUGGAAUUCUUGCCCUUGCUAUACUGAGCAUAUUGGCAAUAGCAUCAAUUCCCUCUGUAAGCAACUUGCUGUCUUGGCGUGAGUUCCAGUUUAUUCAGAGCAAGCUGGGCUACACUGCACUCCUUCUUUCCACUCUGCAUGCGCUGGUGUUUGCCUGGAACAAAUGGGUCGAUGUAAAUCAAUUUAUAUGGAACACACCUCCGACUUUCAUGAUAUCGGUUUUACUUCCCAUUAUUGUUCUGCUUUGCAAAGCCAUUCUGCUCCUACCCUGCCUGGACAAGAGAAUACAGAAUAUCAGAUCAGGGUGUGAACCCACCAAAGGGACUCAGAACAAAUGUGUGCACUUGUAGGACUUAAUCCGAAUGCAAUCUUCUACUGUAAUUGUACGUCAUUUUUUUUUUUAUAUGGUGUUAAAUCCACUCAUUUAUUGAAAUCAUGGGUGAUGUUGUUUAUAGGGCAUCUGGCCCUGGCUUUGCAGAUGUUAUUGUUUUUGCAAAAGUUAUCCUGCUUCCUAGAACUUUUGAAAUGGGCAACAUACCCCUUUUUCAACAUUGGUUUAAUGAAUAUGGCUUGUGCUAAAAAUUCUUUAUAUCUAUUGUUUUCAAUGAGGAAUAUGAAUGUUUUUUGUUAUUUCUUGCACCAUCCAGGGCAAAACCUGAAACUACAAGUAAAGUUCAUACUAUUUUAUGUUCUUCCAAGCACAAUCAUAAAUCAACAAUCCACCAAGAAGCCUAUUAGGCUUUUAGAUAAGGAGAAGCUCAAUUUAAAGAGGGCUUCUCUGUGAACUGAUUUUGACACCAGUAGUGUUUAUUAGCUACAGUGUCGGAGUAGGGUCCAUUGGGGCUGCCGCCCCAGGGGAAAUACACAUACCCUUGCAUAUUUCAUGGCUUUUCUGUGUAAUGUUAAGCUCAGAGAUGUAGUACAAGUUUACAUGUAGAACAGCCCUAUCCUAGUCCUACUCAUACUUUUCAAGAUCUCAGAGACUUAUUAACACUCUGGGAACAAGCUCAAGAGAACUAAGGAGUGCAAAAGAUGGCCCCAUAGUGCUCAUUUAAAAGCACUUGUAUCCAUGAUCUGGCUCUGCACCUUGAGCUGGAUAAAAAAAUCUGGUAAAACAAGCCAAGCUUGGCUCAGGCAUUCUCAGUGAAAUCCUGUACUUACCGCUUGUGCCAUUCAGCACUCCUAAGUUAGGGGACGGGUAAAGUGUUGAACACCUAUGUGCCUCCCACCAUGUUUGAAUAAAUAGCUGCCAAAUGCUGCUUUCAUUGGGUGAACAAAGAUCUCUGUGCUCCAUUCUGGAAAGCAGAGACUUACUCCCUACAUUCAGGGAGUAAGGUGUAAAUAAAUGACAUUUAUUUUUUUCUUUUUGUAACCUGCAAUGCGUGUAGAGUACUGACAACAGAAGAGAACUGGCUCAAUAGAGCAGCAAAAAGGUGACCAGGGACAUAACACUGGUAGGGAUUGGGAUUGCAUGGGAUUUUGUCCCAGAGAAACAAUUCAUUUUGUCCCAUUCAGCACUUUAUAAAUCUGACACACUGUCAGUUGUGAUCGUGUAUAAAAAGUGUAUUUUGUCAUACAAGCUAUAAAUAAAAUCACAGAACAUUAAGUUAAAUAAAUUCUACUUUACUAAAAUGAUUGUUUUUUUUGUAGUCAUCUGCCAAUUUCUAGCACUUUUUCAAGAUUUGGCAGAAUCCCAAGAGUUCAGCUAAAUGAAGUGGCAGACCAGCGCUACUACGCAGAGGUGGAAAGAGCCGCUUUUGGACACCAGUAUCUUCAAUUUGCGGAACAACUGGGUCCAUUGUUGCAGUCUUAAAUCAGCCCUAUGAGUCUAAAAAAAAAAAAAAGCAGCAAAUUUUAUUUGGUAUUUCUCCCAGGAAACUAAAAUCUCAAAUAGUUGUGGCUGUGCACCACCUAUAAUGGGAAUUCAAAUAAGGAUGAUCCUAAAGUAGGUCUUUUGCACCCAUCUGAUCAGGCCCGGACUGGCAAUCUGUGGGUUCUGGCAAAUGCCAGAGGGGCUGCUGUAGGGCUCCAUAAAAAGUUACCAUAUAGUAGGCUGGUAGGAGGCUGUUUGGGCUUCUCUGUACUUGGAAUGACAGGGCCUAUAUUGACUCCCAGGCCUGCAUCUGAUGUGAGAAUAUAGCUCAGGUAUUGUUGUUGGUGUGUUCAGCUUAUCCGUGUUUCUACUGUUUCAAAACUGUAACUAUUUGCAGGUUUCCAGUGUGUAAUCUGAUCAGAAAACAAAUCCAUGUAUGGUGCUGCCAUUAAUGCUUAGCUCUUUUCUUUCCUGUUUAGUCUGAGAAUGAGCUGAGUCACUGGCUAAAAGGUAACCUUGUUAUGUUCUCAGAAGUUACAAAACCAGUGAAACUUUAAUUAGCCUUCUUUCAAACUAUUUAGUACUGUCAGUAGUUAGUAUUAGACUUCAGUACACUUAUAGAUAAUUAUAUCUCGCUAUUUUCGGGUAACUUUUAAUAAACCCAAGAACCUCAAAGAUUUUUUUUAAGAAUAGUAUAAAGGUAUAGAAUUCUUCUAUGUGAGGUUCUUUCAGCCAGCAUCUUGCUUUGCCCCUUUAUAGGACCAUAUUUAUAUAACUAUAAUAUGUGACUAUACUACCAUCUACUGGUCCUAGUUACUGCUACGAAGAUUUAAAGAAAUGUGUCUUUGUCGGCUACAUUAUUAAUCACCUUCAAGCUGGCGGUAUCUCCAGGGUUCCCACAACAACCAGCAUCAAUAUGGGUAGUGGAUUUGAGUCUAAAAAAAAUAAAAGGCACAGACAUAUUUUUAACAUCUAGCGCAAUAAACAAUGUCAUCCUGAUGAAAAUUUUAAUC
Molecule: messenger RNA, 3630 nt
Organism: Xenopus laevis (African clawed frog)
Lineage: Eukaryota; Metazoa; Chordata; Amphibia; Anura; Pipidae
Gene: steap1.L
Product: six transmembrane epithelial antigen of the prostate 1 L homeolog
Exons: 5
Coding region: 135-1154 (339 amino acids)
Source: RefSeq, a predicted model, not a curated record